AUGCUGCCGACGACGUUGACGAGCUUGAUUGUCUCGUUUCUCGACGUUUUCACCAGCAGAUACCAUUUCUCUACCACCGCCCCCGCCCCCGCCCUCGCCCCGCGCCCUGCUAAACUUCAGUUCCAGUUACGGCACUUACAUGCUGUCUCGCCGUCUGCGCACGUAGUCUUCUCUGAUAUCACACCUGACUCUAUUUCACGGCGGCCAGUCUACGAUAAUUACACGACACAUGAAUUUCUGUCGGGGUCGAACCAGACGACCUACUCGCUUCACACACGCCCGCUGCGCACCCACCGUUUGAAGUCAUUUCAAUCACACUCGGAAGCCCGGUUACGAUCUCUUCAUCAUCUGCAGACCACUCCUGCCCAUCAAUUGUGGGAUGAACCAGAGGAAGUGGAUGGUCCAGAUGUACAGAAUCGAGAGACCCUUCUUGAGUUGGCUAAGAUGACGAAUAAUGCGUAUCUGGAGCCUGGACAAGAUGGAUGGUAUGAUUUGGACGAGCGGUGGAAUGUCUCGUAUCCUUUUGGCUGGGAACCUGAUGCUGACGGCUUUCGAGGCCAUGUCUUUGCAACCCCCGACAAUUCCACGGUUGUUCUCUCAAUCAAAGGCACUUCUUCUGGCUUCUUCGGGAAUGGCGGACCGACUGUGAAGAAAGACAAGCUAAACGACAACCUGCUGUUUAGCUGUUGUUGUGCUAGAGUAGAUUUCACUUGGUCUGUGGUCUGCGAUUGCUGGAGGGGAGGUGGCAAGUGCGAUAUACAGUGUUUGGAAGAUGCGCUGGUGGAAGAGAGUUUGUUUUAUCCGAUUGGGACUAAUCUUUACAAUAACCUAACAUAUAUGUAUCCGGACUCGGACAUCUGGGUGAUUGGGCAUUCCUUGGGCGGUGCGCUAGGGAGUUUGUUGGGUGCGACUUUUGGUGCGCCCGUCGUGACGUUCGAAUCUCCUGGAGAGAAGAUGGCUGCAGGGAGGCUACAUCUGCCUUCCCCCCCCUCCACACAUCAUAUCACCCAUGUAUACCACACAGCAGACCCAAUAGCCAUGGGUACAUGCACAGGCGUAUUGUCCUCAUGCGCGAUCGCUGGCUACGCCUUAGAAUCACGUUGUCACUUAGGCAAGACGAUUCUGUACGACACAGUCUCGGUACUCGAUUGGAGCGUCGACGUGCGCAAACAUGGUAUAGUCAACGUCAUAGAGAAGAUUCUUGCGGAACCGUGGCCUCCGAGCAUUGAAGAGGACAGAGAAGUCCCCGAAGCGAAGGCGGAAGAAGAUUGCGUGGAAUGCUACAGCUAUGAAUUCGGUGAUUUUCCGUGA
This is a messenger RNA of Pleurotus ostreatus (oyster mushroom), 1311 nucleotides long. RefSeq names its product putative lipase atg15. Gene Ontology annotation, biological process: multivesicular body membrane disassembly; macroautophagy; piecemeal microautophagy of the nucleus. The record is from RefSeq and is a predicted model, not a curated record. Gene Ontology annotation, molecular function: glycerophospholipase activity. Bases 1 to 1311 code for a protein of 436 amino acids. Lineage: Eukaryota; Fungi; Basidiomycota; Agaricomycetes; Agaricales; Pleurotaceae. The transcript is spliced from 6 exons.